CGCAGGGACCCUUCCCGGGGGCUCAGCCCUUCCAAGACAGCCACGCUGGCCUCUGGGCUUCAGGCAGCAACCUGACCCUCACCGGGCUACAUGGUCGAUCAGAGUGGCCUUGCUGCCCUGAUUGGCCCUGGCAGAGCAGAGCAAACACUGAGGUCACCUACAAGCCUCAGGCCCUGUUCCUAGCCUCAGUUCACAGUCGUCCCUGCCAGAGAGGUGGUGGCUGCUGUGUCCCCAGUCCGAGUGCAGAGACACCCAAGACAGAAAAUCUGGGAGCCAUGUGGGGCGCUGAGGCCCUGCUGUUGCUGCUGGGCAGCUGCCUGGCCAUAAGUGUGAAUCCUGUGCUGACGCUGCCAGACGACAUCCAAGUGCAGGAGAACUUUGACGAGUCCCGGAUGUACGGGAAGUGGUACAGCCUGGCUAUCGGCUCCACGUGUCCCUGGCUGAAGAGGAUCAAGGACAGGCUGAGCGUGGACACCAUGGUGCUGGGCAAGGGGGCCACGGAGGCGCAGAUGAGCACCACCCGCACCCACUGGCGGAGAGGGGUGUGCGAGAGGACCUCGGGGUUUUAUGAGAAAACAGACACGGCCGGGAAGUACCUCUACAGCAAUCCCAAAUGGAACUUAACCAUGGAGUCCUAUGUGGUCCACACCAACUAUGACGAGUAUGCCACUGUUCUGACCAAGAAGUUCAGCCGCCACCAUGGGCCCACCAUUACUGCCAAGCUCUACGGGCGAGAGCCACAGCUCAGGGACAGCCUCCUGCAGGGGUUCAGGGAGAUGGCCCUGAGUGUGGGCAUCCCCGAGGACUCCAUCUUUACCAUGGCCAACAGAGGGGAAUGUAUUCCUGGGGAGCAGAUACCACAGCCCACCCCAGCCCUGAGGGCCCGGAGGGCUGUGCUACUGCAGGAAGAUGAAGGGUCAGGGGCCGGACAACCAGUGACUGAUUUCACCAAGAAAGAAGAUUCCUGUCAGCUGGGCCACUCGGCAGGUCCCUGCCUGGGGCUAUUCAAGAGGUAUUUCUACAAUGGCUCCUCCAUGGCCUGUGAGAUCUUCCAUUAUGGCGGCUGUCUGGGCAAUGGCAACAACUUUAUCUCAGAGAAGGAGUGUCUGCAGACCUGCAGGACUGUGGCGGCCUGCAAUCUCCCCAUAGUCCCCGGCCCCUGCCAAGGCUCGGCCCAGCUCUGGGCAUUUGACGCCAUCAAGGGCAAGUGUGUCCGCUUCACCUACGGGGGCUGCCAAGGCAACGGCAACAAGUUCUACUCUGAGAAGGAGUGCAAGGAGUACUGCGGUGCCCCGGGCGAUGGGGAUGAGGAGCUGCUGCGAUUCUCCAACUGAUGGCUGGAAGGUAGCCGGAGUCUGUGCCAGAGCAGGCUGGGCCAAGUGACCUGCGUCCAAAUAAAACCAGACUGCUGAAGCUCCAA
Messenger RNA from Cavia porcellus (domestic guinea pig), 1420 nucleotides. It is a transcript of the gene Ambp, whose product is annotated as alpha-1-microglobulin/bikunin precursor. Bases 276 to 1334 code for a protein of 352 amino acids. The record is from RefSeq and is a predicted model, not a curated record. Gene Ontology annotation, molecular function: serine-type endopeptidase inhibitor activity. The transcript has 10 exons. Lineage: Eukaryota; Metazoa; Chordata; Mammalia; Rodentia; Caviidae.